AUGUGGAUUGGAAAACGCAUGGCUCAGAUGUGUGCGGUGCUCAUCGCCACCGCAGCCUACCCCGCAGCGGCAGAUGAUGUGGUGCUGAAACCCCUGAAUACCACUCAGUCUGAGGUCGCCAUGGUGUUCAUUCAGGGAGCCGGUAUAGAUCCGGAGCAGUACGUCCCUCUGGCACAGGCAAUCCAGACCUCCUCUCAAUACUCACUGUGGGUCGGGAUCCCCAAGUUCAGCCUUGAUACACCGGACCCUCUGGAGAUUGCAGAGUGCAUAAGUCGGAUCAUGGAUUCAAUGCAUGCGGCAGGGAUGAACACUAAGAAAUUUUUCUUUGCCGGUCACUCCCUGGGAGGCACAGUUCUGCAGGACUACCUCUUUGACAGCGGAGAGACUGGAUUUGCACAGGUACUCAUGGGAUCAUUUCUCGAGAGGAAAUACAGGAACAUAUCCUAUCCUGUGGCAACCCUCACCAUUGGCGGAGAGCUGGACGGAUUGUGUCGCGUGACGCGCAUCAUGGAAUCAUUCUACCACAGUGUACUGAAGGCUAGCAACAGGACUGAGGCUGUGGCUAACUUCCCAGUGUUGACAGUGGCUGGUAUGUCUCACAUGCAGUUUGCGUCGGGGGAUCCACCACCACUGGUGAAGGAUAGGGACUUGAGACCGGAGAUAACUGAAGAACAGGCUCACACUGCAGUAGCUAGCCUCGUCAAUACCUUCGUCUCACUUCAUCUCGGAGAUUCACAGUCCUUCUCAAAGCUAUCGAAAGCCGUUGAGGCAACAGAGGCGUUCAUGCAGCCUAUCUUGACUGCAUUUGAACUAGAAGGCUAUCACAAUUUCAAGCCGCCCUGCAACAGUAAUCCGCCGAGCUCUGCCUGUCAGGUCGGUUCCCAGUGGUCAAGCAGGGCCCAGGAGAUCAUGGGAGGACUCAAGGUGGCCAGGCUGAACGACACAGACCAGUUCCACCCGGUGGACCAGAUCAACCCUGUACACCUCCCACACAUCCACAACAACUGCUCGUCCCCCACUCCGCAGUGCUUGCUCCAGACUGGGACCGUCACACAGAACAUCUACGACGACCUGGACAAGUUUGACACUGCAUUUGUGCCAAUCUCGGCCUCUGAGAUGAGGGUCAAAAUGAGCUCCCGUCAGGCUGUCAUGGAAGCUGCCGGCGACAAGAACGUGAACUUUAACACCAGCGAUGGAUUCUCAAUCUGCAGGGUUAUCAAUGAGAACUCUUAUAGUUGGGCACUGAGCAGCGCAUCGAACACCACCGUUGCUCGAUUUCAAAAACAUGGAGAGCCUUACGUUAUGGGAGAAGAUGAGGGCCCAUACAAUGCUGGACCACUUUGGAUAUGGGACCAUCUCAAAUACAAGAAGACUGUUAACAGCAGUGGUGAUGAUGUCAUUGAUAUUCGCUCACCAAUGAUGAGAACACCGCUAGAUUUCUACAUCAAGGUUUCUGCAGGGUUCCACUACUGCAAACUCCUCUCACCAGCUCGAGCAAUGGAAUGGAUUUACGUUGAUGGACUGCGUGACCAUUACAACAUACGAUAG
Molecule: messenger RNA, 1548 nt
Organism: Geodia barretti
Lineage: Eukaryota; Metazoa; Porifera; Demospongiae; Tetractinellida; Geodiidae
Source: the annotation of a GenBank genome assembly